Molecule: messenger RNA, 6843 nt
Organism: Pseudoliparis swirei
Lineage: Eukaryota; Metazoa; Chordata; Actinopteri; Perciformes; Liparidae
Gene: ptprz1b
Product: protein tyrosine phosphatase receptor type Z1b
Exons: 32
Coding region: 164-4417 (1417 amino acids)
Biological process (GO): peptidyl-tyrosine dephosphorylation
Molecular function (GO): protein tyrosine phosphatase activity; protein binding
Source: RefSeq, a predicted model, not a curated record
CCGCGCCUACCGGAGCACCUCAUCACCCGGCGCCCCGCCGCGCACAGGCGGCAGAGGAGGCACCAUGAGCCGGUAGCGCAGCUCCAUGUCCGGCCGGGUUUUUGUGUAAACAUUUUUUUGGGUAUAAAAAGCCUCUUGACGUUCACGCUCUCUCGCGGAGACCAUGGCAGUGCCCCGGACCGAGAGCUUCAUCUCCCGGCUUCUCCUCUUCAGCCAAAUCGUCGUGGCAGCGGAGCCGCUGGUCCGAGGCCUGAGGAAACUCCCUGAAGACAUCGACUGGUCGUACUCAGGCGCCCUGAACCAGCACAGCUGGGGGAGGAAGUACCCGUCCUGUAACAGCGCCAGGCAGUCCCCCGUGGACAUCGACGAGACCUUCACCCAGGUCAGGCUGCAGUACCAGGAUCUGCAGCUAGAGGGCUGGGACAAGCUGACGGCAGAGUCCAGCACCGUCCACAACAACGGCAAGACCGUGGCCCUCCGCGUGGAAGGAGACUUCUUCGUGAGCGGAGGAGGGCUGAGCUCCAGGUUCCGCGUCGGUACCAUCACCUUCCACUGGGGGCACUGCAACGCGACGUCCGAUGGGUCUGAGCACAGCCUGAACGGGAUGAAAUACCCUCUGGAGAUGCAGGUCUUCUGUUACGAUCCAGACGACUCCCGAAGUCUGGAUGCCGCCGUCAGGGAAGGAGGGAGGAUCGCCGCCCUGGCCGUGCUCUUUGAGGUCAGCUAUGAGGACAACGAGAGCUUCGGACCCGUCAUAGACGCCGUCAACACCGUCAGCAGGUUUGAUAAGAGGGGGUCGAUGGAAGCCUUCACCCUGCGGUCCCUGCUGCCUAAUAACACCGAUAAAUACUACAUCUACAACGGGUCCCUGACCACACCGCCCUGCUCGGAGACGGUGGAGUGGAUCGUCUUCAAACACACUGUGGCCAUAUCAGAAAAACAGUUGGAGGUGUUCUGCGAGGUGAUGACCUUGGAGCAGGCCGGCUACGCCAUCCUGACGGAUUACCUGCAGAGUAACUUCCGGGAGCAGCAGCAGCAGUUCACGGGUCAGGUGUUCGCCUCGUACACCGGCGUGGAGGACGUGCUCACGCCCACCUGCAGCUCGGAGCCGGAGAACGUUCAGGCCGACGCCCAGAACGACACGACCGUGGUGGUGACGUGGGAGCGGCCCCGCGCCGUCUACGACACGACCAUCGACUGGUACACCGUCACGUACCAGAGGCUGCAGGGCCGAGAGCAGCAGGAGUACCGGACCGACGGGGACCAGGACGUGGGCGCCAUCAUCCCCGGCCUGCUGGCCAACGGCAGCUACGUGGUGCAGGUCAUCGCCGUCUGCACCAACGGACUGAAAGGACGACGCAGCGACCAGAUCGUAGUGGACAUGCCGCUAGAAGAGCCUGAAGGUGAUCCGGGUCCUGACAUCGCCACUAAAGAGCUACACGGCGGCCUGGAGCUCUCAGCCAAAGUCAAGUCGGAGAACCAGAACCCGUUGGGUCCGUCUCUGGAGGACCACAGCCCCGUGGAGCAGAUCCCCGUGGAGCAGACCAGAGUUUACCAGAACCAGCGGUCGCACCACCAGAACCUCCCGCCCGAGGUCGCCCCGGAGACUCCGCCUCCCGAGUCCGUUGUGAGAACCCGACCCGAGAACCACGGCGGGGAGAAGAGGGCGGGCCGGAGCGGCGCCGAACCCGACGCCGAGGACCAGAACUGGAUUUACGAGGACGGCGUUCCGACGCGCGUCCCGCCGUUCGCCAGAGAGGGAUUCGACGGCAACGGCGCCAUAUGGGUCGGCGAGGUCACCGAGCAGCCGGGCUUCCUGUUUCCUGUUGCCCGGACGACGACGCUGCCGACGACUCGCCGACGAAUCGUAGAAGGGGCGUCGCCACGUCAGUCUGCGGAUCAGGGUCAACCAAACCAAGACCAGGACCAGGACCAGGACCAGGACCAGGGCAUCGGCCCCCCGUCCCCUGAGUCAGCUCUCUACCCCCCUCUAGUGGAGGACGUCUUCUAUGAAGACGCAGCCAGCAGCUCUCCACUAGAACCCGCCGCCUCUGCAGAAACAGGCUCUGCUGCUGCUGCUGUGUUGCCAGGGGCUCGAGUGGACAGAGUGUCCCCGCCGUCCACCGAGGGCGGCGACGUCUCCGCGAACCGACCGGACACCAUCGGCUCGGUGGCCUCCACCCCCUCGCCCCCGACCCACUCACCCCCCACCCCCUCGCCCACCACCCCCAACACCCUCGCCCAGUCGGUCUACAAAUCAUCCACCACCUCCUCGCUGCUCCGGGUGCUGAUGCAUACAACCCAGCCCAUGUUUAACGAGGGCAGCAACAGCAGCCACGAGUCUCGGGUGGGGCUGGUCGGAGGCGUGGACCGGGAGAAGCGGACGGUCGUCCCUCUGGCUGUUGUCUCCACCCUCACCAUCCUCUGCCUGCUGGUGCUGGUUGGCAUACUGGUCUAUUGGAGAAACUGUGUCCAGGCGGCUCACUUCUAUCCAGACGAGAGCACGUCACCGAAAGUCAUAUCAGCUCCAUCCACACCCCUGCUGCUGGCCACUGACGGCCACGAGCCGCUGACCGUGAAGCAGUUUGUGAAGCACGUGAUGGAGCUGCACGCCGCCAACAGCUUCUGCCAGGAGUUCGAGAUUGUCAAAGAUUCCUACGAGGAGGUGCAGGCGUGCACCGUGGACACGGGCAUCGCCGCGGACAGCUCCAACCACCCCGACAACAAAUGCAAGAACAGAUACAUCAACAUCCUGGCCUACGACCACAGCAGAGUCAAACUCUCCAACAGUUUGGACCGAGAUGGGAAAUGCGGAGACUACAUCAACGCUAACUUUGUAGACGGUUAUGAGCGAACCGGGGCGUACAUCGCGGCUCAGGGGCCCCUCAGGCACGGCCGGGAGGACUUCUGGAGGAUGAUCUGGCAGCAGAACGUUGGAGUCAUUGUCAUGAUCACCAACCUCAAGGAGAAAGGACGGACUAAGUGUGACCAGUACUGGCCUCAGGAGAGCCAGGAGGACUACGGCCCGUACCACGUGACCCUGAGGAGCAGCAGGACCCUCGCCUACUACACACUGCGCACAUUCACCGUCAGGGACACCUCCAAUGAGGCGUGUCCGAGGAGAGUUGAACACACCGUCCACCAUUACCACUACACCCAGUGGCCGGACAUGGGCGUCCCAGAAUACACCCUGCCCGUGCUGUCCUUCAUCAGAGCCUCGUCCCGGGCCCGGACCGAGGAGAUGGGACCCGUUCUGGUGCACUGCAGUGCCGGUGUAGGAAGGACAGGAACCUACAUAGUGAUCGACAGCAUGCUGCAGCAGAUCCAGGAUCAGGGUACGGUGAACGUGCUCGGCUUCCUGAAGCAUGUGCGGACGCAGAGGAACUUCCUGGUUCAGACGGAGAAGCAGUACGUCUUCAUCCACGACACUCUGGUGGAGGCCAUAUUAAGCCGUGGCACCUCGGUGACCUCUGACCUCCUCCACACGUACGUGUCUGACCUCCUGACCCCUGGGGCGUCGGGCAGGACGCGCAUGGACAAACAGUUCAAGUUGAUCAGCCAGCGCCAGGCGAAGCACGCGGACUACAGCACCGCCCUGAGGGACGGCAACGCCGAGAGGAACCGGGCCAGAGCUCUGAUGCCGGUGGAACGAUCAAGAGUCUGUCUGACCACUUCAGAGGCGAACUCCACCGGGUUCAUCAACGCCUCCUACGUCAUGGGACACCAGCACAGUAAGGAGUUCAUCGUGAGCCAGACCCCUCUGAGCAGCACGGUGGCCGACUUCUGGAGGAUGAUCUGGGAGCACAGCACCAACACUGUGGUCCGUCUGCCCGACACACACUGUCAGAGUGGAGACAGGAAGUCGUGUGUUUACUGUCCCAUUAAAGACCAGCCAAUGAGCUUUGAGGGUUUCACUGUGUCCUAUUUGGGGGAGGAGCAUGUGUAUCUGUCCAAUGAGGAGAGACUGUUGGUGCAGGACUUCGUAGUGGAGUCUCCACAGACUGUGUUGGAGGUGCGUCAGUACAGCGCCCCCUGCUGGCCGAACCCAGACAGUCCCAUCAGGAACAGUUUUGAUCUGGUCAGCGCAGUGCGGGAGCACAGCAGACAUCCGGACACACCCACCAUCAUACAUGACCCGUUGGGAGGUGCUACUUCAGGCCUGUUCUGCGCCCUCACCGUCCUGUCCAGUCAGCUGGAGGAGGACGGAGCGGUGGACGUUUACCAGGUGGCCCGGAUGACCAACCUCAUGAGGCCUGGCGUCUUUAAUGAUAUAGAGCAGUACCAGUACCUGUACCGAGCGGUGCUGAGUCUGGUGAGCAGCCAGGAAGACCAGAGGGCCCUGCAGAGUCCAGAAACCAACGGGUCGGUACCGCUGGGCCAGACUAACAUUGCUGAGAGCCUGGAGUCGCUGAUGUAGACCCACGCGCUCACACACACACACACACACACAUUUAACAUACAAAACAUGUCACACACACACACAUUGCAUCAUACAAGCAACACCAACACACCGCCGUGGACCAAGGCAGGUCGUUAAAAGUGAUGACACACACACACACACACACACAGCUUCAGAAUCCAGCAGACGAGGAGCUCAUGUGGGAUGUUAACCCUCAGGUCAGAUGAAGUGACCCGACCAGGCCAAGACAUGACUCGUCCUUUAAAAGAGUAAAUGGUACCACUUUCUUAUUAGGCAAUUUAUAAAUGAUUUGUGUUUAGUUCACUUAUGAUAAUACUUUAACUAACGUUGUGUAGCUCUACAGAAGCCCUGACAAGUCAAUUGUGUUUGUCUAAAUUGUUUUAUUUCAGUGUGUAGACCAUACAAAGAGGUGAACACAUUUUUUUUGCUGGAAUAAUCUGCUUACGUUUCUUAAUAUUUUUUGCAUCCGUGAAAAAAUGUUUGGUUGAAAAAGUUUUGGCUCGUUAAUUAUUUUUAAUUUGAUGUUCUUCCUCAGAGUAUUACGCAACAAUAACUUGAAAAAUAGAAAAGAAUGUUGUUACCUGUUCUUAAGUGACAGUUUAUUUAGUUUCCACUCUCCUCUCAGGGCUUCAGUAUCGUCUUUUAAUGAGCAAUGUUUGUGUUGCCAGGUAGAGAAAAGCCUCUUUUUGAUUGGUCCUGGACCACACGGACCAACAUCCAUUUCGAGCAAUUGUAUAUUCUUGAUGGCUCAUUAGAAAGUGAACAUUUAUUAAUGAGUUUUCAAGAUGUAUAGAAAGGAUCAAAAACAAGUCCAUUUAGUUGUAACCAUUAAGAAAGCCAUGAGUUAUAAUUCAGCAGUACUUUUAUAUAAGGGAGGUUCAUUAUUAGGAAGUGGGACCAAUAUUUCAUUGGAAAAAUAUUUUUUUAUUAAUGAUAAAAGGAGUCUCCUUUUCAAUUCUACGAGCUUAAAUUCAAAACGUAUCAUCUUUCUUGAACAUUCUUUGUUUUUUCUCAUUGCUCUUGUCUUCUAAAAGACAAAAAAAUGUAGAUGAAAAGAAAUUAAAAAUGGCAAACGGGCAAAACUAAAAUAGAAAUAAAUACAAAUAAAAGUAGAAGGUGAAAAAAAUAAAUGAAAUGUCAAAAAGGGAAAUGAUGAAGGAGAUGACAUUUAGUUUUCCUUCAUAUUUUAUGCACCGCACAUUAAUCUGCAGAUUUUGGAUCUCAAAACUACCACGUGUCGUUUAUUGAGAGUAAUAUUUUGAUGACGGCUUCACAAGUGACACUUAACUGUUGUCUGUUCACCCCCCCUCUCCCUCUGUAAGUCAUGUUAUUGUACUUUAAACCUGUUUUGAUACAACCGUGUGACUAAUAUGCCAAAAUAAUGACCUGUGAUGUAUUAUUAUUUGUUUUCUAUUUGUUACUUUCAUACGUCAGAGGAGAUAAACAAAUAUUGGAUUUUUUUGUAUAAGAUGCAAUCUGGGAUUUAAAUGGUCGUCCACACAAUGUCUCAAAGCUGCAGAUUGAAUGUGUGUCUAUUUGUGGACUAUGACGGCGUAUGAGGGCCAUUGUAGGUUCAAGAAUAAAUAAUAAUAAUAAUAAUGACGCAUGGGGGAGGGGGGGGUAAUAAUUUCAGAUAUCAAUAUUCUCUGAGAUUGAGCAAGUACAUUGACGAGGAUAACAAAUAAACAAGAAGAAAAAAAUACAUUUUAAAUAUUUGUAAUAUUUUUGCCCUCCAAUGGUCUAAGUACGCUCCCGUAGUUUACGAUGAAUUCCAAUGGUUGGGUUUUUCCGUUGCGGAAACAUGAGCGCCCCUCAUCACCAUGGCAACGGAAUACUCCAGCGCGACAAUCGGCAUCAUUAGCGAGUCAGAGACGUCAAACAUUCAGACCAAUCGGUGGACAGACAAACCGCUGACCACGCCCAUAUUCUCCAUAAAAAACCUCGGGACUCGGGAUGAAAUUCCGAAGCCGCCACUUCCUGUGCGUCCCGGCGCCACGAGCUACGACUGUUUCCCUCCCGAGUUCGACUGCCCCAUCGAGAUCCUCACCGGAUCUUUCCGUGUAAAUAACCCUAAAUACAUCAAAAGGCCAAAUUACUGUUUGCUUAUACCUCUAUAUAUUUUCUAUUUUACUAUAAAAAGGUGAUUUUCUAGUCAUUUACACAUAUACAGAAUAAAUAACUGGAUUCUAUUUGAUAAUUGUAGCCUGGAAAUAUUGACCAUGUUUAGUUUUAAUGCCGUGCUUUCUCUUUGUAUCUUUAUGAUCACAGUAGCAGCUUAAUGUCUAUACCUUCCAUCUCCAGCCACAAACUGGUGCAGUAUGUAAAUAGCAACAACAACAACAACAAUCUUGUGUUUGAUUUUCAAUCUGUUUCUUUUUCCGAGAGGGGAAAAAAUGAAUAAAAAGUUCUUGUUUAGACCCAAA